Molecule: messenger RNA, 1589 nt
Organism: Moneuplotes crassus
Lineage: Eukaryota; Ciliophora; Spirotrichea; Euplotida; Euplotidae
Source: the annotation of a GenBank genome assembly
UGGGAGAAUUAGUCUACUUAUUAUUCUGGAGUAUCUUCAUCACAAUGGGACAGUUCUUGUUUGGCUAUCUAACAAUGUCAAAUAAUGUUCUAUGGGAUUUUACUCCUUGAAUUUUUGAUUUCAACCCCGCUACCAGGAGGACAUUCAAUACAAUUGCAAGUAUUCUCUUCCCUAUUAUGGCAGCAGUUGGAGGAGCUAUCUCAUGGAGAAUCUCAAGACACGGAAAGAGGAAAGCUCUUCUAAUUUCAAGCUCCAUAUCAUUAUUUGGAAGUUUUCUACUGUUCAUACAAUCAUGGUAUUCAUUGGUGAUUGCAAGAGUCAUAACAGGAUUUGCUUUUGGGAUUUCGAACGCAGUGUCUCCUCUUUUUGUUUAUGAAAUUGCUAGAGCAAAAUACAUAGAAUAUUUUAUAGUCUGCUUUCAAGUAUGGCAGAACAUUGGCUUUCUAUCACCUCUCAUAUUCAGUUUCUUUUUACCCAUGGAUAAAGUUCCAGAGUUUAUUGAUAUAAAUUAUUGAUUGGACCUUGAAGAGCAUGAGAUAAUUUGGAGAGAAGUCUAUUCAGUUGUCCCAGUUGCAGCUGCUAUCCAGAUAAUUGCUCUAUUAUUCGUCUUUAGAAGGGAAAAUCCUUUAUACGUUCAACAUCAGAGAUCAAGAGCAUAUUCUUUUCCGGCCUCUACCGAGGAAGUACGAGGAGGGUCUAUAGUACCCAAAAUUAAUAGUUCUUUUGAAUCCCAACAAUCCUUUGAAAGAUCAGAGUCACUGCUUGAAAAAGAUACUUGGAGCAAUCUAUGGGCAAAGGCUGAGUGGAGAAAGGUAGUUGCUUGAGUGUUAAUAAGAUCUUUUCAGCAAUUAACAGGUGUAAAUAUUGUUCAAAACUAUGCUCUUUCAUUCUUCUUUUAAUACUGAACUUACUGUCUUAAAUCUCAGAUUCUUGACCUUCACAGGGGCCCUUAUUAUGGCCUUUGUUGCAAUAAUUUUCAUGAAAAUUUUUGGCAGGAAAACCUUGUUUUCAUAUGGGCUGAUUAUCCUUUGUUUUUGAUCAUGAAUUCUUUUCCAAUUUACAGACCAGCUGACUGUAGAAAAUUCAAGAGUCCCUAUUUGGAGAACGAUCCCAAAUUUUUUAAGUUUUAUAUUCAUUCUGAUAUUCAUGUUCACAUUCUGGUUUACUCUAGCCUCCACUCCAUUGAUGUAUUGAAGCGAGGUGCUAACUGAUAAGGGAAUGUCAAUCAUGGUGGCUUGUCAUUGGACAUUAAACUCAUUUAUGAGAGUUUUACCAUCUAUAAACAUGGCUAUAGUUGAUUUAUUUGGAGUUGUUACACGAUUUAGGACUGCCAACUCUAUCUUCUUAUUUAUUUUCAGCGGUAUGUGCAUGCUCGGCUUCAUCUGAACAACCUUAUACAUCAAGGAGACAAAAGGCAAAGCUCGAGAAGAAGUUACUAAGGAUUAUGAAACAGAGAUGUUCCAGUUUGAAGAGCCUCGAAUUUUUGAAGAUUAGAUAACAUCAUCAUCAAAAUAUAUGUAUUUUUCUUCAGAUAAUUCCUCUCUAUAUUUAGAAGUAAUAAUAUUUAAUGAACCAAAAGUUUCAAAAUA